Messenger RNA from Pseudocercospora fijiensis CIRAD86, 810 nucleotides. RefSeq lists its product as uncharacterized. NCBI's taxonomy places the organism in Eukaryota, Fungi, Ascomycota, Dothideomycetes, Mycosphaerellales, Mycosphaerellaceae. The record is from RefSeq and is a predicted model, not a curated record. The transcript is spliced from 4 exons. Gene Ontology annotation, cellular component: endosome. Bases 1 to 810 code for a protein of 269 amino acids. Gene Ontology annotation, biological process: vacuolar transport.
AUGGCUAGGAGAUUGAUCGGAAGAGUCACGGUUCCUGCCUCCAGCCAAAAUUUUAGGAGAGCGAUAGCAGGGAAUAACCAUGUUUGUCCACUUUGCUUUACUGGCGCGUCCCCAGCUUCCGCUUCCACUACCAGGAGCGCUGACUGCAGGUCAGUCAGGCAAUCGCCGACCUCAUACACGACAUUGAAACGGGCAUAUCCCAAUAUGGCUGCGAAUGGCUCCAAAAAUGUAUACACCCGCCGGCUAGUGGCCGAAGCCAGUGCUAAAGCAUGCUGGAUCUGCUUCAAACCCAGCAGCACUGUGCUCAUCAACGAAGAUCAAGACUUCUUCUACAUAUGCCCUGGUCAUUUGACGGAUCCCAAGUUCGCGACUGCGAAAGAUGCUGAAGAUCUGGCCAAGAAAAAGAAGGACGAGGAGAUUGAGAAGGAAAUCGAGGCCGUGAAGAAGGAAUUCGCGGAGAAGAUGCGCAAAAAGAUGGACCGACGACGGCAGAAAGAAUUUGAGAAGGCCGGCAAGAAGCCGGAAGAUGAGAAGAAGAAAGAUGAGGAGGAAGAGAGGAAGCUGGAGAAAGAGCAAGACGAAAGGCUGAAGGAGCUGGAAAAGAAGAAAGACGCUGAGAAGGCAAAGGUCGAAGGCCCGAGGAUCUUUGAGCUUCACAAGAGCUUCUAUCAGAUGCGACAGCAGCGGAAGGCACAGGCUGCGGCCGCGAAGAGACAGCAAGAACGCAUGAGGCAGCCGAACCUGUUUCCCAGCCGAUCAAACUGCCUCGGCUAUACACCGAGCAUACACUACAAUCUCAUUGCGCUCUGA